AUGCCAGAUGAAGAGUUCCUCAGCAGCUUUCGGAAGCGCUACGCUUUGCUUCAGCAGAAGCUGGCAGAGGCUCAAAGGGCUCAAAGUAAGACCGAGGAGGAGGAAGAUGACUCUGCUCCACCUUCACAAGCCGAACGCUUGGCGCGGGCUCGAAGAAAUCGCUUGAAGAUGCCGGAGCUCAAGGACUUGCGGCAGCAGCUGACCUCCAAAGCCGUGGAGCACGGGCAUUUGCCAGCCAGCAUGGGCGCCUCAGGAGAAUGGUCCAGAUUUCUACCGAAGGCAGACGACGCUGCGGAAGUGAAGGUUGCAAGUGCGGCUGAGGCAGCAGGACUGCCAACAGUUGCUGCAGCACAGCUGGCACAGAUGGCCGCUAGACGCGAACAACAGCGGCAGCAACACAUGGAACAGUUGUCUCAACUGAAUGAGCAAGCAGAACAGAUGAAGAAUGCACUGCAUGGCACGCGAGCUCCAGGUCAGGCCGAAGAUUGGUCUGGCAUGCCUGCAGGCUUGGAAAGGCACGUGGGCCGCCUGCGACAGCUGCAGGAACAGCAGGGUCAGGUGGCUGCGGACCUCCAAAACUUGAAGGGGAACAAGGGGAAUGACAGAACUCAGGCACCAAAAGGAUCUCCUGAGAUGAAGGGAAAAGGUCAAAGAAAGGGAAAGGCCUAUGGAAAAUGGGGUCCUGGCAAAGGAUAUGGCAACUACCAGGGUGACUACCAGGGUGACGACCAGGGUGAGAACUACAGCAGCCAAGGCCCAGACUUCGGCGGCCAAGAGCCAGAUUGGAACUGGGGAGGUUGGUACCCCAACCAGUACCAGCAGUGGAUGGGACCUCCGGGGCCUCCGGGGCCCCCGGGGCCCCGAGGAGGCCCUCGCUAUGGACGACGAGGCAUGCAGCCAAGGGGCAUGGGACAACCGAUGUCCCCGGUUCAGAGCCAGGGUCUCCAGGGGAUGUACAGGAGCCCUGCAGAGAUGCAAGCCAUCAAUGGCAUGAAUGCAGUUCUGCAACGCGUACGUGGUAAAACAGAGGUGCCGACGGUGCGAGCAACGCAGGAGGUGCAGCCACAGACAAAGGCAGGUGCAUGGGGAGCAGCGGCAAACGAGGACGCUCCGGCGGAAGCACCGGCUGGGUCUGGCACUGGUGACGUCAGUACAGCUGCUGGCGCCGCGCAGCCAAUUGCAGAGGAGAGGAGGCAAUCCGCAGCCAGUUCUGCCGAUGAGAAGGAGAAGAAGGAGAAAAAAGAAAAGAAAGACAAGGACAAAGACCCCUCCCGAAAGGAGUCCAAGGAGAAGAAAAAAGAUCCAAAGGAAGACGAGGAUCCUGUUGGGAAAACCGGAAGCAGAGCACAAAAGAGCUGGUUUGGCAAGUGA
Messenger RNA from Cladocopium goreaui, 1371 nucleotides. Lineage: Eukaryota; Dinophyceae; Suessiales; Symbiodiniaceae. The record is from the annotation of a GenBank genome assembly.